CAUGAUUUAAAUUUUUAAUUAUGCUACCAAUGGAUGUCGAUAUUCAUCCAAACAGUAGAAAUGGUGGUUCCUCUGUUUACCAUGGACAACGAUUAAGUACAGAUAUACCUGAUAGUAUAAAUGUCUCAGUGGGUGAUUCGAGCAACAUCCGGUCGUCAUAUGUUGAUUCAUCUACGUCUGUAACAGGUACCAUUCGAAGUGAUAUUUGUGCAAGUGACAAUAGGAUGCUUAAUUCCCUGCAUGAACGUGUCAAUUUUUGUGAAUCUAAUAAUCUUGUAUCUCGUUGUUGUUCAUUGGGAGAUGGGUUAAUGAAUAGUGUUCAGAAUUCAUACGUUGCGUCGUCCGCUAACAAUACAAAAUCGAGUGUUGUUCAACAAUCUAAUGAUCGUCUGGCAUAUACUGCUGAACGUCAUCCUAUUAGUUCGUUCGAAGCUAUGAAUCGUUUUCGUAAAAUAAAGAAUUAUGUGAUGUAG
Schistosoma mattheei is the source of this 473-nucleotide messenger RNA. Lineage: Eukaryota; Metazoa; Platyhelminthes; Trematoda; Strigeidida; Schistosomatidae. The record is from the annotation of a GenBank genome assembly.